Rhizoctonia solani is the source of this 687-nucleotide messenger RNA. RefSeq names its product cytochrome P450 family protein. The coding region runs from base 1 to 687 and encodes 228 amino acids. NCBI's taxonomy places the organism in Eukaryota, Fungi, Basidiomycota, Agaricomycetes, Cantharellales, Ceratobasidiaceae. The transcript has 4 exons. The record is from RefSeq and is a predicted model, not a curated record.
AUGCGUCGCUCGAAUUCCAUACGACCUAGCGUGAAUCGUUCUCAAACUCAUCUUGCGAAUGCGACUGUGACGAGUAGUACCGACGACGUUACGGCUUAUUUGGACGAAAGCUCGGUGAAUAUUAAUGAUAUUGUGCAGUCGCGAACGGCGAUUGGUGAGAGAGAUCGAGAGAUUGCAAAGCUCAAAGAUCAGAUCGUAACGCUCACCCAGGUGGUAAAUUCUCGACCUCCAUUGGAGCAAGUUCAAGCUCUUCAAAAGGAAUACCAAAACUUGGAGUUGAUUUUACAAGGAACGCAAAGGGAGAAUGAAAGAUGCAUGGCUGAACUAGAUAAAUCCAAACGAAGGGAGAAGAUGAUGGAAGCCGAGCUGACAAAAAUCUACGGCGAUGACUGGCCAGCUCACCUCAGCAUGCCGACCUCGUCGCCAUCGAUAUCCCGCGCGCUUCCAGUCUCGGCCGGCGUAUCGGCCAACGUGAGGCAAUCUCCUCCGCCUCAAGGGCCAUCUGAGGAGACGAGUAGUGCGCCGAGUAAUGCUGAGAUUAACGAGCAUUUGGAGGCGGUUCGGAUGCUUGUGCUCGGGAUGGACGCGAAGCUUGCCGAAAGGGAGGCGCAGAUCAGUAAAGAAAUGGCCAAGGCCGAGGAAGAAGCGCAAAAGGCUGCGAGCGCGAGGAAAAAGAUCGGAGUUUAA